CUGCCCUAAUAAGAAUGACAGCGCGUGAGGAGAGAGAGGGCAAUGGUGAUCCCUCCCAGAGUUCGUGCAGCACUCUCGAGCGCUCGCAUCUCACUGCUCCUCGUUUGCGUCUGCUGCUCAAAACUCUUACCAAGCUCCGGGUGAUCUGGCCCUCUACUCUCGUCUAACGGUUAUGGACAGUGCUAAGGAAAUAAUGAUGCGCGCCGAAGGUAGUCAAGUUGGCACACUUUCUGCCAAAACCGGCUCUAAUUUGACGGAAGCUCCUGGAGACCCCCUGCGCAAGCUACCGGACAAACCGAUUACCCAGAACAGACUCAGUCCCUUGCCUUAUUCGCAAAGCUCAGUGGAUGACGCGACAAAAGGACACCGUAGUGCAAAGUACGGAGAUGUAACACUUUCUAGCAAGCCUUCCUUGCCGGACAUAGACCUGUCAGACAUCCCUAACAAAGACGCUAGCAGCUCAGAUGCGGAAUCAGACCUUUAUGAGGAAAUAGAUGUCAGCUGUACUCCAGAAAGCAUGGAUUAUCCAAACGGACAAGGAUUGGCAAUGGGCUCGCCGAAGCACGGAAAGGAAGUCGGUGUGGACAAGAUUGGCUCAGUCCCCGGUUCUCUCAACUAUGGCUCUGACCAGAUGCGAAGGUAUCGAACAGCAUUCACGAGGGAGCAGAUAGCUCGACUGGAAAAAGAGUUUUACCGGGAAAAUUAUGUGUCCAGGCCACGCAGAUGCGAGUUGGCGGCUGCCUUAAAUUUACCUGAAACCACAAUAAAGGUUUGGUUUCAGAACCGUCGCAUGAAGGACAAGAGACAGCGUCUGGCUAUGACCUGGCCGCAUCCUGCCGACCCCGCCUUUUACACCUAUAUGAUGAGCCAUGCUGCAGCAACGGGCAGUCUGCCCUAUCCAUUUCAAUCUCAUCUUCCCCUUCCUUACUAUUCUCCACUAAGCAGUGUGACUGCAGGUUCAGCCACUGCCACUGCGGGUCCAUUCUCAAAUCCCCUGCGCUCGCUGGAUAGUUUUCGGGUGCUUUCGCAUCCAUACCCGCGACCUGAACUGCUGUGCGCCUUCAGACACCCAUCACUGUACCCCAGCCCGGGUCAUGGGCUUGGUCCCGGUGGAAGUCCAUGCUCCUGCCUUGCUUGCCACGCUUCCAGUCAAACAAACGGGCUCCAACAUAGAUCCAAUAAUGCAGAAUUCUCGUGUUCGCCCACGACCAGGACUGAGGCCUUCCUCACUUUCUCGCCAGCAGUCAUCAGCAAAUCAUCUUCGGUGUCUUUGGACCAGAGGGAGGAAGUGCCACUAACUAGAUAAGCAAAGCGCAGUUGGCCACGGUUUUUUCUGGUAUUAUUCGGAUCAGCUUUGGGCACUUUGGCAGUAAUCUAUAAGUCAACGCAUGAACUACUCAAAGCAGCUUGCACAAAACUAUGGCAAUCAGCUUUAGUAAAGGUUUCCAAAUUGUGGAUGUUUUCCAAUUUAGAAACUACAUGUUGUGCAGACAGAGACCAUUUUAACAGGACACGGACCUUUAAAUAAUCUUUAAAAACAUUUGAUAGUGCUCAAUAUCAUAUUAACUCUAAUACAUUUUGAGUCGGCUACACCCUAUACACAAAACUGUAAUGGGAUACAAGAAAACGUCUGUAAAGAUAUUAUUGGAGGAGAGUGCAGAAAUCUGUCAUAAUUUAUACACUUUCAUACCCAUACAAAUUGACCCACAUGCAGUUUCUUUCACAUUAAACGAUGUUUUUCAUCUAGCUUUUUUAACAAGGGGAUUUGUUAACCGAGCACGGUUGGCUCAUUAUUCCUCCUCCACGAACACCCGGUCCCGGCAGCACACCGAAAUGUGCAGAUGCGAGGGAAAUUAAGGAGUGAUGUAUUCGGAAGGGAGAAAUUUUGAAUGUUGAAUUAAUGAUAAUGCUGCACGUUCAGAGACUUGUCUGCCAAACCGGUAACAAGGCGUCAGGGGAUCGGAUUAAGAAGCUCCAUGCGAGGCUUGCUGGCUUGACGGGAGAACAUGCGCUAGAGACCCAUUGGACAAUCACACGCGGCAAAUUGGGGCAAGCCAGCCAUGCCUGUCUUACCCCAAUACCUUCAACUGAAUAACCCCAUCCCGAAACGUCUCUUUCUUGCCCUGAUGUCGGCUUCACCAUGUCUCUGAGACACACAAUACAAUAAAUCCAUGCAUAAGUAAAAUAACAAAUUAAUCAACAUAAGUGGCAUUAUUUAUUGACUGUAUUUUCUUACAAUGGUGUAUUUUAAAUUCAACUUUGCAUUAAGUUCUUUAAUGUACAGUUUACAUAUUCAUAAUCUGGUAAAUUAGGUUGAUUUCUGGUUAUGGAAAAAGCGCGAAAAUGGGUCAGCAGUGUUCUUAUUAAAAUGAAUUUCAUAAUAAAUCAAUUCAAAAAGUGA
Danio rerio (zebrafish) is the source of this 2401-nucleotide messenger RNA. It is a transcript of the gene evx1, whose product is annotated as even-skipped homeobox 1. Gene Ontology annotation, cellular component: nucleus. Gene Ontology annotation, molecular function: DNA-binding transcription factor activity, RNA polymerase II-specific; DNA binding. NCBI's taxonomy places the organism in Eukaryota, Metazoa, Chordata, Actinopteri, Cypriniformes, Danionidae. Gene Ontology annotation, biological process: regulation of DNA-templated transcription; regulation of transcription by RNA polymerase II. The record is from RefSeq and is marked validated.